Procambarus clarkii (red swamp crayfish) is the source of this 981-nucleotide messenger RNA. The record is from RefSeq and is a predicted model, not a curated record. NCBI's taxonomy places the organism in Eukaryota, Metazoa, Arthropoda, Malacostraca, Decapoda, Cambaridae.
AUGAGUCUGGUGCAGCAGGAGCGGAUUUUUAUGGAGACAACCAAAAACAACAGAGAACAUCCGAUGGAUUGGAACGUCUACCACAAUACGGCAGACGUCGAGAAGUUCAUAAACUGGGUGAAGGAAAUGGGAGGCUGCUUCGUGCAGGUGCUAACGGCAGCCACCACGGAGGAGGGGCGCCAAGUCCUGGUGAUUAAAGUCACAGAUCCAUUCUCCGAUGAACCCAAGACAAAGAUCUGGAUCGAAGCUGGUAUCCAUGCUCGUGAAUGGAUCUCUCCUGCCGUCUCUCUGUAUAUCCUGAACCUUCUGAUUACAGACGAUUCUUGGCGAGACCUGCUGAAGAGGACGGAGUGGUACAUCGUGCCUGUCGUCAACCCGGACGGCUAUCAUUACUCCUUCACCUCCGAGAGUGCCAGGCUGUGGAGAAAGAAUCGCCAGACCCACCUUGAUAGAGGGUGCAAAGGAGUGAGCCUGAUCCGUGACAUGGACUUGGAAUGGAGCUUCAGCACUCCAUUCGACCCUUGUAGUGAGACUUACAAAGGCGUCACACCCUUCACUGAACCAGAAACCCGAGGUCUCCAAGCAAUCAUGGAAACAGUGGGUGGCAUUGACCUGUUCAUAGCUUUCCGAGGCUAUGGCCAGUCUAUCGUUUAUCCUGUGUUGCGGAAUGACAUUCCUCCAGCAAACAUCCAUGAACACGAAGUUCUGGCUAUGGUAUUUGUUCAUGCCGUGAGCUAUACGUCUCGUGGACAUAUCAAUUAUGAGAUAGGCCAAUCAGGACCACUGUACGGUCUAACCUCUGAAGACUUGGCACCCGAGGCACAGAAUAGGUUCAUAUAUACCAUUGAUCUCCCUUAUAAAGGGAGAUAUGGACUUCUUCAUUCAGAGAGUAAUAUUAGCAGCACUCUGAUGGAGACCACUGCCGGUAUCAUGUGCAUGGUCCGUCAUAUUACUAACACGGGUCACUGUACCAAUCCUUAG